AUGCGGCAGGAGCCUUUUCCAGAACCUGGAGAAUGCAGGGGCGGCUUUCCGUCUGACCAGAUCUUUCGUUUCAGCACGACAAGGUGCGGCACGACUGAACUCUGCAGCUGGGAUGAAUUCCUGGCACAACUACCUCAGUGCUGGUUUGCUGCGAGGGUCUUUGAUCCCAACGUUACUUUCUGCGGCCCAGACGCGAACACAAGCGGACUACCAGACGUUGGUAUUCCAUUGACAGUUUCCGCCGGAGUAUAUGACCCCCCACGACCUUCCCUUGAGACAUGCUUUGACGUGCCUGCGGGCUUGUGCCCAACUUACGUGUGCGCCAGCACCAUUGGCAAUCGAACCUCAUUUUGCUAUGAUUCAACUGGAAUCACUUGCAAUGCUCCAAGCGCGGACCCAAACUCUCGAGUUUGCCAACCCUGGACGGAGGGCGCAGAGUUUUGCAUCGUGAGCGCCGGCCUUGAUUCGAAUGGAACCAGCCUGGACGAGAUUCAACAGUUUGCGGUCCAAUGGGAGUGCUGUCCCACCACCACACCAACGACCACCACUACACCAACGACUACGCCGACGACACCGGUGACGUCUAACAAGACCAAGCACUACAUUCCGUACAAGUACAGGUGGCAUGACCGGCGCCACCACCGCCAAAAGCGACGCUGGCUGAGAAAGGCAGCGCCGGCGGCAGUAUCCUAA
This is a messenger RNA of Symbiodinium sp. CCMP2592, 693 nucleotides long. The record is from the annotation of a GenBank genome assembly. Lineage: Eukaryota; Dinophyceae; Suessiales; Symbiodiniaceae.